Messenger RNA from Dermacentor albipictus, 1773 nucleotides. The record is from RefSeq and is a predicted model, not a curated record. Lineage: Eukaryota; Metazoa; Arthropoda; Arachnida; Ixodida; Ixodidae.
GGAAAAGCGAAAUGGUGGAAGCCGCGUGACAUGAAAACACUUGCGACUGUGGGAACAGGGCCACUGCGGUCUGUCGACUCGUGCCGUGCGGCUGCCCCAGGACUUUGAAUCUGAAAGUUCGCAGAAAUGGAGUGGCCUGACCUAAUAAUUCCAGGUUUAGUUAGCCUCGUACUGUAUUUUCUCUGGUAUUUCCAACUCGGCAAGAAGCGCAUUCCACCUGGUUCCCGGCUACCCCCUUCUCCGCCAGCCAAACCGCUGAUCGGUCACGUCGAGUACAACCGGCCACACUUCUGCGCGACUACGGCAAUCGAAUGGGCUCGAAUCUACGGUUCUACCUACAGGAUCAGAACGGGAUUGACCGAGAUGGUCAUCGUGAAUGACUUUGAUGCCAUAGAAAAACUGUUUACCAGGGAUGAGCUCCUGUACCGCUCAAAGAACUGGCGCCUUUAUGGACUCUCUGUCGGAUAUCCAAUGUCACUGGAGGGAGACGAGUGGGUCGAAAACCGCAGGUUCUGCAUCCAGGCGCUCAGAGAUAUUGGCUUCGCGAAGCCCACCAUACAGAACGACAUUCUGGACGAGUGUCAUCGCCUCAUUGAGCGCAUAUCGGAAUCGGACGGCCGUCCGAUCGCCAUCGAAGAGCUGAUGCUGCCCAGCGUUUCCAACACCGCCGUCGCGCCCGUCUUUGGAGAGAGUUACCCCUUCGACCACCCGAAGCGCAAGUGGCUAGACGACACGCUGCGGAACCUCGCUGUGGCCGUCAACACGACCCGCCGAAUGACGCCUUUGGGCUUCAUCAAGGGCCCGUUCCUGAACACGCUCGCGUUCCCCGGAAGACAGAACAUCGAGAAGCACUUUCGCGCUUUGGGCGACUUUACAAGAAAUGAGAUCAAUGCUCGGAAACAUUCCAUUAAUAAAUCACCGUCCAAGACGCUUAUCGACGCGUACCUGACGAAGAUGGAAGAACGAAAGAGUGAUCCGGAAUCUAAGUUCAGCGUGGAGAACCUGAUGAGCACCGCCAUCGGCUUCUUCCAGGCCGGAUCGGCGGGUGUCCCAACGUACAUGAACUGGCACAUGAUCAAUUUCGCUCUGCGAGCCGACACGCUGCAGGCGCAGGUGCAGGCCGAGAUCGAUCACGUGGUGGGCUCGCUCAGGCGCCCCACGUGGGAAGAUAGGCACAACAUGCCGCUCACCAUGGCCGUCGUGUGGGAGAUGCUCCGUUGGAAGGCCAUCACGCCGCUCAGCGCACCUAGGAGAGCCGCGGUGGAUUUCACCUGCGAUGGUUUCUUCUAUCCUGCCGGAAUCACGGUGAUGGCAAAUUUCUGGGCCGUUCACAACGAUCCCUGCGUGUGGCCUAAUCCGGAGAAAUUUGACCCGAGUCGCUUCAUGAACGACGACGGUUCAGCGACUUGCGAGCGGCCUAAGCGCCUUCUCUCAUUUUCGUUGGGAAAGCGCAAGUGUCCAGCGGAGACGCAAGCCAUCAUGGUGAUAUUCCUUUACAUCGCUUCCAUACUUCAACGCUUCCGAGUACUUCCCGAAGAAGGAGUCACUAUCGACCUUGGCGAUGCAAACGAUCGCCUUCCCACCAAGAAUAAGUACCGGCUCCGAUUCAUUCCCAGGAGAAAUUAACGCAUUGAGACAGAAGAAAAAAAAAAUAAGCCAGGUGUAUCCAUCUGGUGCUCCUGAAUGGUUGCGCAGCACCGUUCCACGUUGCCGGCAAACUUCACGUGCCCUUAUAUGCAGUCGCGUGCAUGUACUGAUAUUAAACAAGCUUGU